This is a messenger RNA of Chara braunii, 6172 nucleotides long. Lineage: Eukaryota; Viridiplantae; Streptophyta; Charophyceae; Charales; Characeae. The record is from the annotation of a GenBank genome assembly.
CGACUGCAGCAGAGGAAGAUUCUUGAGUGUCAGCGAUAUACAGUAAUACCCAAUCGAGAUUAUCGGAUCGUGAUCGGCAUAGUACAGUGCGCAUCCAAUCGAGAUCAAGAUUGGUGUGUGAGAAAUUACGUCAUCGUAUCUGUGGAGUCGAGAUUUUGCGGGAAAGGUUAAGAAGCAUGGCUGAUACAGCGUGUCAGCGAGGAGGAGGCCAUUUCACUCUCCCCUCCUCAAGUCAUGGAGGGAUCCCGACUAUGCUGAAUUCGGGGAGGUUGAGAGGAGAGGGAGAGGUGGUUGGUUGUCCAUCUUCAUCUUCUGCGUGGGGAUCGACCACGUCAGCCCAUCAUAAUUCUCCUCCUCCUCCUCCUCCUCCUCCUCCUUUCGCGACGUCGACAGGAGGAGGAGAGGAAGAGGUGGUUGGUCAUUCAUCCCCUUGGGCAUCGGACUCUUCAGCCUUUCGUAUUCCUUCUCCUCCUCCUCCUCCUCCUCCUCUAUGUCGUCGUCCUCAUCGUACUCCAGGUACCGACUCUGCUGUCCUCGAUAGCAUCUCUCUUCUUCAGACAGAGACAAGUCUCCUGUUUCAUUACUACCGCUGGAAUCGGACGGUAGCUGUGUGGAACCUGCCUACGGUUUUGGAAGAUUUCUUGGGCAUCAAGCAGUGCCACGAUCAUAUGAUUGAUUGGGCACUAACUACAAUUCAUCGUGUCAUCAUUCUGGGUCUGUCUGACGACGGGUCGGAGUCGGUAAUCUGUACGGCAUCGGGUGUGCGACAUCGCCAGCAGGAAAGUGACGACGAAUCCCCAUCAUCAUCAUCGUCGUCGAAUGAUCUGAUGCCUUUACAUGUGGUCACAAAGCAUGACAGUGGACUUCUUCUCCCCAGACACGAUCUGCCCAGCUAUCUCUACUUGAGCUUGGAAACGUUCCUCUACUGCUGUGGCGCCAAGAAAGCCUUGUUGCACUUUUGUCGUAUUCACGGCAUCCACGGAGUCCCAGGCAUUCCCGACAAUCUUCUAUCAUCUUCCUCCUCCUUCUCCUCCUCCCCCUCCCCUUCUUCUUCUACUUCUGCUGCUGCUGCUGCUUGUGUGAUUGCUGCUGCUGCUUCUGGUGCCGAUGCUGACGUGGCAGGAUGGGAAGGUGGGUCUGCUGGAAGAGAAGGUGGAGAUGGUGGGGAGACGUCGAUGAUGACACCGAGAUGGUCUUCUUGUGCUGAUUGGGUUAUGGAGAGGUGUAGCAGCGAUUAUGCUGCUGCGCCUUUCUGGCGCAGCUGGACGGCAUCGUCGAUCUUGCCGCCGCCCUACAUUUCCCGCCAAAGCGGAUUGUGGAUAAACUUCUACGGUGCUGAGCUGUCAAUCGAAGAUAUUCAAGAUCAGUUCGAUGCCCUGGGCGUCACCGGAUACACGUACAUCAAGCUUCACUACCCAGGUGGCUAUGGAAGAGACGGGAGGGAGAUGGAUGCCGCAAGGCCGCCUUACGUGGACGUACAGUUCUUGGAUAUGGCGACGACCAUGGAGGCGUAUGACACCUUGAGGAUUGGUUUGUGUGCGGAGGUGGUUUUGCGGCAGCAAUCAGUCGAUGAGGACAGGGAUGGAGGGGGGGAGGACUUCAACCCCCUUGUGCAAGUUUGGCCAAACGUGCCUAGAGAAGCAGCGAGGAGCCAAAUUCUGCCAGCUUUGAAUGCCCACGCGGGUGGCACCCGUUACAACCCCUCGGUCAAGAUGGAGGACUGGCCACGACAGAGCCCCUCCUCUACUCAAAGCAGAAGUGUGGGAGAAAGAUGGACUAGAGGAGGACAAGCAGGAGGAGGAGGUGGGAGUGGGAGUGGUGGUGGUGGUAGUGAUGAGAAGGGUGUGGAAGUUGUAUUUCUAUCCUUUGAUGCUCUCCGACGAUGCCGAGGCAAGGAAUACGUGUACGAAAUCGAGAGUGGCGGGAAGGAGGAGGAGGAGAAGAAGAAGGGAUUCACAACAAAAGCGCGGGAACAUGUGGCAUGUCCAGGACGAGGAGGAGGAGGAGGAGGCGGCGGGAAGGAGGAGGAGAAGAAGAAGACAGGUUGCACAACAAAAGCCCGAGAACACGUGGCAUGUCCAGGACGAGGAGUAGGAGGAGGAGGUGAGCAGUAUUGCGCGCGAAUACUCGGGGGAGGAGGAGGAGGAGGAGGAGGAGGAGGUGAGCAGUAUUGCGCGCGAAUCCUCGGGGGACCUAUCUUCGAAGAUUUGGUACACUGUACUCUGGACUCAUUGGAUGCUGGAAUAGAAAGGCGGGAGCUCGUGAAGGCGAUCAAGAGAACCUGCCCCGGAGCUCGGCCACGUGGCUUGUCCAUCUUGACCGACUAUCAACAGCGUGGCGACACGUGGCAGUUCUGUAUCGAUCCUAUGUCGGCUCUGGAAAUCAAUUCCCAAGGCGGACUUCAACUCCCUAAUAACCAGCAGGCGCCCAUCCACCUCACGUUUUGGGAUAACACGUACGAGUGGCGGCAAACAUACCACAAAGACUACAGCAACCAUCGGCGCGCAGGUGGUGACAAGACGAAGGUCGGGGUCUCCCCGAUCCCGAUCCCGACUGGAGCGUGUGUGCACGAGGAGUCGUCUAAGGGGGGGAGGAAGGUGAUGCCAGCAACUGAGGCGAACGCCGCCGCGAUGAAAUACAAGUGCCUUGUUCAGAUCGGCAAGGAUAUGGAGGAGGAGGAGGACAAGAUGAAGACGAAGAUGAAGAUGGAGAUGGCAGCCAUAGCUGCUGUUGAUGAAUCUGAGCGUGUGGGUGGAAUGGGAGUGCCAGAGACGGCGGCGACAACGAGGGGGGGAGAGGUACUGAAAGAGGAGGAGAUCGUGCCAUGGCAGCCGUGCGAAGGGGUGACAGAAGAGAGAAGGGAGAGGGAGGGAGAGAUGAAGUCUCCUCCUGCUCGUCCUUGUCCACCUUCUUCUCCUGGAGUCGUUGAGCAAUCAUUUUCGAAAACUGCAGCCUUUGGCGGUUGGGAGGACGCAGCAGAAGAGAGAGGGAACGCCGGUGGGGAAGGCAGGAUUACGCCUACACUGACGAACAACGGUACGAUCGAUCACAAUCAAUCAACGCGUUCUCGGCUUCCGGAAAAGGACAUGCUGGAUAUUAUGCAGAGAUGGCCGGCGCUGUUCGGACCGGAGUUGCAGAAGGGCAGAGCAGGGUAUGCUUCGACUGGGAAAACGUCGUUGACUCCUUCACAGAAUGGGCGACCGGAUGCGAUGAUGCCACCUGGCUUCCAGCGGGAUGUGUGGCAGGACUGGAGAUAUCCCAGCACGCCGAUCGCCGAACGGAAUAGUACUGUCUCGGUCGGUACCGGGUGGGAGGACCCUUUUGCUACCCCGGAAGCCAUCCAAUCAGAUCGCUUGACCACGGACUUCACCAGUAGCUGUACGAGCGCACGCGGCAGUCCACGUGACAGUCCACGUGGCAGUCCACAUGGCGGUGUUGAGGAGGGGGGGAAUUUGUCGUAUUCCAGAGGGGUCUCGCUGUUGCCAAGCAAAAUGGUGGCAUGCGCUGACGACAGGUGGAUGGAGCAAGAUAACCACGCCCGUCCCGAGAUCAUCAGGAUGGAUGCUGUCGAUGGUGGUGUGCACGACUGCAUUGUUGAAGACGAUGAGGACACGAUGGCGCAGGAUGAUUAUCACUGUGUGCCGAGCGAAGGCCAUCAGGAUGGGAGUGGCUGGGGGGCAGCUGCUGCACACUUCGAACGAGAUGACACAUGGCAGCUGCGUAGCUGCUCUGCGCCAACGGCAGAUAGUGAAACUGUCGACGGUGGGAAAACUGCGGACGAAAGCGUGCCAUCGGAUGGCCUGAAGGAGGCGGUCUGGGCAGAAGGCGAAGCAUUUGGCGGAGGUGAUCGAUGUGAUGCCACCUCAUCUGAUGAUGACAAGGCUGGGUGUCGAGGCUAUGACGACAGCAGCGACAGCAGCGAGGUCGUUGCCAUGUCGUCCCCAUCAUUAUCAUCAUCAUGGUCGACGCCAGCAUCUGCCUCAGCAGCAUCGUCACCACGGCAGUCGUCUUCGGAGAGUGAACCUGCUGCCUUAGGGAGGACAGACAGAUGGCAACGUGUACAGUGUCUAGCGCAGUCGGCAUCUGAUCGUCUUCGUCGGCAUGACGUGCAGUUGAGGACGGAGCUCUCGCGGCGAACCGAUCGCAGGAUCGAGCCCAACGCUCGCCAAGAGACAAUGAAGAAGCCAUCGCCAUCCCUAGGUCUCAUCGAAGAAGCAAAGAUCGCAUUGGUCAGUGCAGCAGAUGUGCAGCAGGCAGACGAGAAUCACUGGUCAACUGAUCAGUUUUGCGGCUCUGAGAAGGGAGGAGUCACCACUGAAUCUCCUCCUCCUCCUCGUGUGGGAGUUCUCUCUGCCGACUCUGCGGCGGCAGUGGCAGUGCUCCUGCGCUGUGUGGGCCGAGAGGUGUCGAGCUCGGAGUCAUUCUUUUCUGCCUUUUCGUGCCAAGGUUGGGAAAUCCAAUCCCCGAUUGAUUACAGAAUCACUUCCGAUCCCGAUCCCAAUCCCGUCUGCUUGCCACCUGGCAGCCCUUCGUCUGGCACACAGGCAUACGAUCCCGAUGCUGACAUGUUCAAGCAAUCAUGCUCAGACUUCGCUGCAGGAGGCACACUUCACCAGACUCUUCGUUCCACGGAAACAUCUGGUUCUGGAUCUGCAUCUGGAUCUGCAUCUGGAUCUGGAUCUGCAUCUGGAUCUGCAUCUGGAUCUGCAUCUGCAUCUGGAUCUGGAUCCUCGUGUUUGCACUUGCGAAGGCAAGCUCCCACUGCACCGACACGUGUAAGUGCUGCCGUUCAAUCUGAUUCGUUGGAUCGCGCCACCUCGGCAUCGUUGGCUAGCCUGCCUCGUAAACCCGCGUUCUCUCCAUUAGCUCCGCUGGCCAGCUCCUGGGGGGGGGGGAUGGGAAGCACAGAGCGUGCGCCCGGACCGGGACUCGACUUGCCUCUCGUCGGCAAGGAGUCUGCUGUGGUGGUACUGCCUUUGCUGCACGGAGAUCCUGAUCCCGACCCUGACUCGGAGUCUGCGCAAUCGCCUGUGACAAGGGGGUGGGAAACAGUUGCUGCUCCCAGCCCGCCAGAGGGAAUUCUAAGUAACGACGGAGGUCUGAGGGACAGGAGGUCGUCAUCGACUCUUCGGCGGCGUGAAGCUCUGCGGUUGUUUCUGAGCCUCGACGAUGACGAUUCUGACGAUGAUGGACCAGCAGUAGCAGCGGCAGGAGCAAACGUCGAUGGCAGUGGUGACGACACAUUGACAAUGCGGAUUGGUGAGUGCUACAGUGGUUUGACUACAAUGGACUCGUUCUCCACGUCGUUGUCGCCAUGUGGUUCGGAUUACAGCCGCCGCCUUUCGGAUUAUAGCCGCCGCCGCCGCGAUUGCCACGUGGAUGAUCCUCGUGACUCAGAGUUCUAUGGGAAUUGGACCAUGAUCGAUGGAUAUGGAGAAGCUGAUUCAGACAUGUGCGUCUCUCCGGUGUUGCCUUCUGGAGAUGGCGGCGAAGGGGAUUGUGUGUGUCGACCAGCAGUUUCCUGUGAAAGUGAGGAGGAGGAGAAUAAGGUUGAAAGACCAAGAGAGAGAGAGGGGGAGGGAGAGGGAGAGGGAGAAGGAGAGCGGCGAAGCGAGCAUGAGAGCUUGCAGAGCAGUUGGUUUCUGACAGAUGCUGAAGAUGUGAUGAUUAACGAGGAUGGGCUGUCGCAAAAGCCUUCAAAAUCUGCUCUGCAGUCUGGAUACCUUUGCCCGGAAACAGUAGCUGAAGGCUCUGUCGGCGAAGACUCUGAGUCUGCGUGGGAGAUGGUGUAUGACGUCAGCGACUUCCGCCCCAACCUGUUGAAGCAAUCUGCGAGUGGGAAAAAUGACAGCAAUUGCGAACCAUCUGAUGCCAGUUUCUUCGAAGAAGACGAGUGCCGCCCCCAGGAGCGGGCGAUCGAGGAGCAGAACCUUUUUCGUUGGGGUUGAUGCAUGUAGCUGGACGUGAUUGUUGGUUUCAUUCUUACCUCUCUCGCAACGGGAGAGGGCGGGGUGGUGAAAGCUGCAGAGUGGCUCACAGCCUGUGAUUCUUUUUGUCAAUUUGCUACUGCCCUCCCCCGGAAGAAAGAACGCGCCCUCCUCAUUUUGACUGUGUAUGGUACUGUACGGGAAAGGUCGCUUGUAUACAUCAUUAAUCAAGGUGUGUUGCGUUC